CUUGUGAAGUUUAAUCUAGGUUGAAACAGAUGAUACAGAAAGCACCGCGAUAACGCGAGAUAACUAUCCCUUUCUGCCACAUUGGCUCAUAGCUAAUAGCGACCAUUCUCUGAACAUAACCAUUAAUUUUCCUCCUCUCUCUAGGUUGCAUGCUGGUUCUUCACCGCCGUCUGUGGAAAGGGGGGAAAAAGGAAAGGAAAGGAAGCCGCAGCCUCUUCACUCAUCCUCCCCGGCAGUGAGCAGUGGCUUCCCGGGCGUCAACACAACAACCGUCGCUGGUCAAACAAAUGUCCGACGAGGAGCCAAACAUGUCGACUGGGAGGAAAACGGCGUUAAGUGAAAACACCCUCUUCGGGAUGGGAAAUCCCUUGCUUGACAUUUCAGCUGUUGUGGACAAAGAUUUCCUUGAUAAGUUCGGACUGAAGCCGAAUGACCAGAUCCUCGCUGAAGACAAACAUAAAGCCUUGUUUGAAGAAAUUGUCAAGAGGAGCAAAGUUGAAUACCAUGCUGGCGGUUCAACCCAAAACUCAGUGAAAAUUGCUCAGUGGAUGAUCCAGAAACCCCACAAGGUGGCUACCUUCUUCGGGUGCAUCGGUACCGACCGCUUCGGGGAGAUCCUUAAGAAGAAGGCCGAAGAAGCCCACGUCGACGCACAUUACUACGAGCAAAACGAGGAGCCGACCGGUACCUGUGCAGCCUGUAUCACCGGGGACAAUAGGUCCCUUGUUGCUAACCUGGCAGCGGCAAACUGCUACAAAAAGGAAAAACACCUGGACUUGGACAGCAACUGGGAGCUGGUGGAGAAAGCCAAGGUCUAUUAUAUUGCGGGUUUUUUCCUGACUGUGUCCCCGGAGUCAAUCCUGAAGGUGGCGAAGCACGCUUCAGAUAACAACAAAAUCUUCUGCAUGAACCUCUCAGCACCUUUCAUCAGCCAGUUCUUUAAAGAGCCCUUGAUGAAGGUCAUGCCUUACGUCGACAUCUUGUUUGGCAACGAGACGGAGGCGGCCACAUUUGCCAAAGAGCUGGGCUUUGAGACAGAUGACAUUGCGGAGAUUGCAAAGAAGACCCAAAACCUCCCCAAGGACAACGCGAAGAGACAGCGAGUGGUGGUCUUCACCCAGGGCAAGGACGACACUGUUGCAACUGUUGGUGAGAGGGUGACCAUGUUCCCCGUUUUGGACAUCGACCAGAACGAUAUUGUGGACACUAACGGAGCAGGAGACGCCUUCGUGGGAGGAUUCCUCUCUGCGCUGGUCCAAGAGCAUGCGUUGGAGGAGUGCAUCCGGGCCGGACACUACUCCGCCAACGUCAUCAUCAGACGGGUCGGAUGCACCUUCCCAGAGAAGCCAGACUUUCACUGAUGCAUCCAACCACUGCAUAUUUGUCAUAUCCACAAGAUACUUGUACAUGUAUGCUUCAGGAGUUUAUGUAAUUAUUUUCUAUUUACAGUAACCAACUGCAUGGGACUAAGUGCUGCAGCUUGAAUAUUUCACUCAAGCUGGAAUAAGCAACUCAGAUGUUUUAAUAUAAUUCAAACACUGUACUGGUAUCAGAUAUUGGAAUGAUAAUGGUUAUGUUUUAAAGGAACAUUCUGCUGAAAAUCUAUCUUUUGAGUAUCACAAACCAAACGCCUGUAGGUCUGAAAGGUGGAAGAAAGUGUCAGAAUCUAUCACCACGUGCAGAAACUUCCAUAUGUUCUGUAUGUUUCAAACUACAACAAAACACUCCACUCCACAAAACGCUCUGUUUCCCACUGAAGCGUUGCUGGAAGUACUGUAUUACAUUAUUUGUUUAAGCAGCGACUGAAGUUUGGUUCCUACUUGGGAAAAUGGAUCAUUGGUGAAGUGCAUUAUCCUGCAGGACAGAUUUCUAUGGACAUGUGGCUCUAAGAAGUUUAUUGUUCGCUCCUCCAUGAAGGACAGCAGCUGUAGUCAGCUUCGAGUUACAAUCGAUUUCUAAUGGUGACCCAGAGUCAUGGCCAAAAAAACAUAUUUAAACAUCCAUAGAAACUUCUCAAACCAUUACUGCUGCACAAUCCACUUUUAUUCGCUGUUGAUCCUCGUGCUGACUAUUUUCCAAACAAUUAUCGCUUUGCCAAUAAAUUGCUAAUUACACUACUUCCAUUGGAGCCUCUGAGCUGUGAGCUGGCAGUAGUGAGACACAGAAGUGGUGUAUUUAGUAAUGUAAACUAUGAGUGCCAUCCUUCACAAAGCAGCAAGCUGCAAACUUUUUAGAGCCUCUCAAGCCUACGGGGGGGUGAGUGUUGUGAUACUUGCAUAUUAUAAAUUAUAGCACAUUUUCAGCUGAGCGUUCCUUUAAUGUCGUGCUGCAGACUGUAUGGAUGGGGCGCUGUUACGGGCGGCUUCAAAAGUGACAUUUAUAAUUGGAUAAAACUGGAAAUAAUGUUUUUUUUUGUUUGUUUUUUUGUUAUUACACCAAUAAAACAAUCCUAAACUCA
This is a messenger RNA of Dicentrarchus labrax (European seabass), 2458 nucleotides long. RefSeq names its product adenosine kinase b (gene adkb). The transcript is spliced from 11 exons. Gene Ontology annotation, molecular function: adenosine kinase activity. Gene Ontology annotation, biological process: purine ribonucleoside salvage. NCBI's taxonomy places the organism in Eukaryota, Metazoa, Chordata, Actinopteri, Moronidae. Gene Ontology annotation, cellular component: cytosol; nucleus. The coding region runs from base 288 to 1361 and encodes 357 amino acids. The record is from RefSeq and is a predicted model, not a curated record.